UUUUCUAAAAAAAAAAAAAAAAAAAAAAAGUCAAAGAGUUUAUUGGAAUAAAGUGCAGAUGCCGUCCCCAGAAACCAAUACCCUGGCAGACCCCGUGGUCACUGUUCUCGGCCGAGAUCCGCCCCGCCGGAAGUGUUUGCUCAAUGGCGCCGCUUUUCAACAGGAUGCCGUGGUCUCCCUCGCCGGCUGGCAAUAUGCCGUCUUUUACAGCCCCCUGCCCGGAUCCGAAGAGCCCGUAUUUGUGCACGUGGCCCGCCGCAAACUCCCGGCGAACACCUGGGAGGUUUUAGUUCUUCAGGACUACCCGCAGACAGUUGACGACGGACAUAAUACUGUGCAGAUGGGCAUCUGUGUAGGGGACGGUACUAUUCACCUUUCAUAUGACCACCACUGCGAUGUACCUGAAAGUCUAAGAUACCGCCACUCGGUACAAGGUCUGGCCACAAACCCAGACCAGUUCACCUGGAGCGCAGACCUAUUCACCCCAACUUUAGACCACCUGCCGGGCCUGCCAAGAACCCACGAGCACUUCGGCUACGUCACGUACCCGCGCUUCAUCAACUCGGGUCGCGGCCAGGACAUGCUAAUGUCUUUCCGGACCGGCAAGGCCGGGCUGGGUGAUGACCAUCUGUACGUGUACCGCGCCGCGGCUGCGCGUUUCGAACUUGUCGGUACCCACCUUGUAGGUGUGCAGAGCAACCCUUAUGUGCAUGGCAUGGACAUCGAUGACCGGAAUGGCCGCCUGCACGUCACGUGGGUCUACCGCGGCUUCGUUCACUACGAAGGCUGGGAUGACCCACUUGAUACCAAGCACAAGCAGCAGGCGGGACCUAACGGGGCCGAAAAUAAUCACAACCUCUGCUAUGCGUACAGCGAUGACUGUGGACGAACCUGGCGUAACACACACGAUCAGAUCGUGGCAGAUUUGGGAAAUGACAAGGGGGCCGGGGUCAGGCCGGACGCGGUUGGGUUGGUGGUUUUUGAGAUUCCCAAGGGGUCUGGCUUGACGAAUCAGGAAAGCCAGGCGGUUGAUCCAGAUGGGGGCGUCCAUGUUUUGAAUAGAACGUGCGACCCUGGCUCUAGCCAUGCAGAAUGGCGCCAUUUCUACAGAGAACAUGAGAAAGGAAAAUGGCAACAAAACUCGAUUGGGAUGGCUGCGGAUGGUAGACGCGGAAGGCUUGCAGUCAGCCAGUCUGGCGAUCUUUUAAUUAUCCUCCCGGAUUCGAACACUCCAGGUCUAACAAUCCUGAGGGCACUCAAGACCCACGGCUAUGCCAAGUACCAGCGCAUAUGGCAGGGCGGUGGCCUAUCAGGGGAGCCCUUAGCCGACAUUCGAAGGCUGAACAACGGCGACGGAGUGCUGUCCGUGUUUACGAGGCGAUUUCGAGAUUAUGAGAAGGAAGUGGUCGUCCUGGACUUUGAGCUACCAUAAUUACGCAGCUUUGUGGCUGUAGGUCGUGUGAGACAAGACGCCGCGCUGUGGAAACGCGUAUGUGCCGGCGGUGUGCUACCAAGGGCUCCAAACAAAGAGUCAAUGUCGAGUCGCAGAGACCGAUGUCUAGGAUGUAGAAACGACCUCUGCAUGCGGAAAUCCACAGAGGAGCAUUGUUCGGGGCUACUCAGACUCCCCGCAGAGCCAUGGCUCCUAGGAUCAACAUUUCAGACUCCUUCCUCUUGGUGUCCUCAUCCUUAAGACCGGCAAGUGCAGGAGCAGCAUUAAGCUUGUAGUACUUCCGCACCUUGGCCCAAUCAGUCAGAGGACUGAUGCUUUCGUCUGUGAAUGGCAGCGCAGUGCCUUGAAUGUUGGCACAGAGGUGUGCCCAAACAUCCUCAGGCGAAGGCGCGGCAUCUUUUGCCUCCUCGGCUGGAAAGAGGACCUUGAGAACGAUGACAUCCUUGGUAGUAGGUGAGAUACCGAAUCUCCUGUAAGCUUCUGUGAUCUACAUAUACCUCACCCGCAUUGUCAGCUCUGUCUUCAAGACCGCAACGAAGUCGACGUAAGUGGAGGCCAAACGCACAUUGUUUGAGGGGCUAAGACA
Pyricularia grisea is the source of this 2039-nucleotide messenger RNA. RefSeq lists its product as uncharacterized. Lineage: Eukaryota; Fungi; Ascomycota; Sordariomycetes; Magnaporthales; Pyriculariaceae. The transcript has 3 exons. The coding region runs from base 59 to 1432 and encodes 457 amino acids. The record is from RefSeq and is a predicted model, not a curated record.